Plasmodium gonderi is the source of this 831-nucleotide messenger RNA. RefSeq lists its product as hypothetical. The transcript has a single exon. Bases 1 to 831 code for a protein of 276 amino acids. The record is from RefSeq and is a predicted model, not a curated record. NCBI's taxonomy places the organism in Eukaryota, Apicomplexa, Aconoidasida, Haemosporida, Plasmodiidae.
AUGGAUAACUCCUCUAUUAUAGCUUCGAAUGAAAAUUUCCAAUUUCAAAAACCCGUUAUUUAUAAAAACAGGGCCAGAAGUCUCAUACAACAAAGUAAUAUGAUCGGUUCAGAAAACCAAAAUAAGGAACAAGGUAAUGGAACAAGCAUUAGAGACAAAAUUAAAAGACUCUUUUCAAGUAAGCAUGAUCAAUCAAUAAGAGAUUUUCAGAAAACGAAACUUACAAUGAAUAAAUGCCUGCAGAAACAGGAGCCAAAUGAUACAAGUAUAAAUGAAUUUACUCCUACUCAUAAUCAGAACAUAGAAUGGCAACCAGUUUAUCAUGAAAGUUGUAAAAUAAAACUACCAGUAGAUGAAUAUAAAACGAAAAUAUCUAUGCCAGAUGAAGUACUUGAUGAAUGGGUCCUUAAUCAAAAUAAAAUUUCUCAACAUUUAUUGGCUUCUAAAAUGAACAGUACGGAAAAAGGUUGUAACGAUGAUUAUGAGACUUCUGACGAUGAUAGUUAUAUCGAUGGUGAAGGUCAUCACAGUGAUUCGAAAAAAAGUUCGAGUGGUAAUUGUAUUUUCAAUAAAAGUGCUUCAAAAAAAUCAUGCAUGCUUAACAACGAAAAGGAACCAUACUCCAAGUUUAAGUAUUACUACAACUAUUAUUUGGUAGAUGAAUAUUUAGAAUCCUUGGCAGAGUCUCAAAAUAAGAACCUCGAAGCCACUGGACUCGAUGAGCAUGGUCAACUCUAUGACAAUGUGAGUUUGAAUGUGAAGCCGAUAAUUGUAUCCAAGGAGAGGCUAGAAAAUGGAGUCCCAUAUGACCCCUCCAAAUUGCUCAAGUAA